Messenger RNA from Amphiprion ocellaris (clown anemonefish), 2466 nucleotides. RefSeq names its product cleavage and polyadenylation specific factor 6 (gene cpsf6). The record is from RefSeq and is a predicted model, not a curated record. Gene Ontology annotation, cellular component: mRNA cleavage and polyadenylation specificity factor complex. Gene Ontology annotation, biological process: mRNA alternative polyadenylation. Bases 91 to 1857 code for a protein of 588 amino acids. Gene Ontology annotation, molecular function: mRNA binding. The transcript has 11 exons. Lineage: Eukaryota; Metazoa; Chordata; Actinopteri; Pomacentridae.
GGCCUGCAGGGGCGCUACUCGCCUCGCUCUGUUUCAUUGUUUGUGUUGUGCUGCUGCACCGCCGGACGGAGAGAGACGGGUCAGAGGAAAAUGGCGGACGGUGUGGAUCACAUCGACAUCUACGCCGACGUAGAGGAGGAAUUCAACCAGGAAGCUGACUAUCCAGUUCACGAGCAGAUCGACCUGUAUGAUGAUGUAAUAUCUCCAUCAGCCAACAAUGGUGAUGCUCCAGAGGAUCGUGAUUACCUGGAUGCACUGCCUGCGCCAGGUGGCACAGAGGGAGGGAAGAGUGCCCCACCAAAUGUGGUGUACACCUACACAGGCAAAAGGAUUGCCUUGUACAUAGGGAACCUUACAUGGUGGACAACAGAUGAAGACUUGACAGAAGCCAUCCGGUCAAUAGGCAUUACAGAUGUUCUGGAGAUCAAAUUCUUUGAAAACAGAGCCAAUGGCCAGUCGAAAGGGUUUGCUCUGGUGUGUGUUGGCUCAGAGGCAUCAUCUAGGAAGUUAAUGGAGCUGCUUUCAAAAAGGGAGCUCCAUGGUCAGAAUCCCAUCGUCACACCAUGCAAUAAACAGUCCCUCAGCCAGUUUGAGAUGCAGUCGCGCAAAAGUAAGCCGGGUACCCAGUCGGGCCAGAUGUCUGGGGAAGGUAAAGCUGGUCCUCCUGGUUCUGGCCCCCGUGGUGGUUUCCCCAUGGGUGGCCGAGGCAGAAGCAGGUUCCCUGGACCACCUGGCCCUGGAGGAGAUCGCUUUCCUGGUCCUGUCGGACCUGGAGGCCCACCACCACACUUCCCUGGCUCGGGGAUGAGACCAGAUCUGGUUAGGCACCAAGAUGGCCCUCUGAUGGAUAUGAGUUUCAGUCCCUUCCCGCCGGGGGGCAGGAACGGGAGCUGGCGCGACAGAGGUGGCAUGCAGGGUCCUCCACGUCCACCUCCCGGUCCACCUGGUCCCCCUGGUCCUCCAGGACCUCCGCCUCCUGGCCAAGGUCUCCCCCCUCCCUUAGCUGGUCCUCCAAAUCGUGGGGACAGACCUCCUCCCCCUGUUCUUUUCCCCAGUCAAUUUGGUCAGCCACCAAUGGGACCUCUGCCACCAGGCCCACCUCCUCCAGGUUACGGCCCUCCUCCCGGUCCCCCACCACCUCAACAGGGCCCCCCACCUCCAGGACCCUUCCCUCCUCGUCCUCCAGGCCCCAUUGGCCCACCAAUGGCUUUGGCACCACCUCCACACAUGCCAGGUCCUCCACCAGGUGGCCCACCACCAGCUCCCCAUGUGAACCCUGCCUUCUUCCCCCCACCUGGCAACAACAACAUGCCCCCCAACGACAGCCGAGGCCCCCCAGGACCAAACGACCCAUACGGACGCCCGCCACCAUAUGACAGAGACUAUGGUCCUGGAGGACGAGAGAUGGAGGCAUCACGUACCCCUUUGAGCGAAGCAGAGUUUGAGGAGAUCAUGAACAGGAACAGAGCUAUCUCCUCCAGCGCCAUAUCUAGGGCUGUAUCUGAUGCCAGUGCAGCUGAUUAUGGCAGUGCUAUAGAGACUUUGGUGACAGCCAUCAGUCUGAUUAAACAGUCCAAAGUGUCGGCAGACGACCGCUGUAAAGUUCUCAUCAGUUCCCUGCAGGACUGUCUCCAUGGCAUUGAAUCAAAAAGUUACGGCUCUGCCUCCAGGCGAGAACGUUCCAGAGAACGUGACCACAGCCGUUCUAGGGAAAAGAGCCGGCGACACAAGUCUCGCAGCCGCGACAGGCAUGAGGACUAUUACAGAGAACGGAGUCGGGAGAGAGAUCGCCAUCGUGAGAGGGACCGAGACCGAGACCGUGAAAGAGAGAGGGAGAGGGAGUAUAGACACCGCUAGUGGGGAACGGAGCUUACGUGGAUCAAGGAUGGAUGGAUGGAAGGAAGGAAAAGGAGGAACGCUUUCAGUGCACCACUCCCUGCCCGCCUUUGCAUGACCGGACAGGAUUACCGCCACCACCAUCUCUUCCUCCACCCCCUUCAUUUCUCCUCUCCUCUCCUUCUCCACCCAUCCUUCUCUCUGUCUGUUGUCUAAGAGCAGUGGAUGGAAGACCCUGACCUGUGUAAGGCUAUGUUAUCCAAAACAUCUAUACUCAUGGUAACUAAAGAUGAAAGAAAAGAAACUUUCCAAACAGCUGUUUUAUUUUUAUGAUGUUUUAUUUCACAAGUAAGUGUGACGCUUUUUUGCAAAGAAACAAUAAAAUGGCCCGCACGAUCCCCUGAUAGAAGACACAAACAUUACAUCCUAUUUGUUUUUUUUUCUUCUUUGGCUCGCUGUACUGUGUACAUUAAGUUUAGAGAUUGGUUUUUAUAGGGUACAUGUUUGAUGUUUUCUCCCCUACCCUCCCUCUCAUUCUCAUUUCUUCUUUUCAUAGUUAGUAUGUUUGUAAAUGUCUGCUUUUUGAUUAAAAACUAGAUGGUGUUGUAAUAAAAAAUGUUUACUGAGGUA